Peronospora farinosa is the source of this 5268-nucleotide messenger RNA. Lineage: Eukaryota; Oomycota; Peronosporomycetes; Peronosporales; Peronosporaceae. The record is from the annotation of a GenBank genome assembly.
AUGGCAUCUCAAGAUGGUAUCCGUGUCAAUAUUGUUAAAGCACGCGGCAUUCUAGCGGCCGAUAGCACUGGUACAAGUGAUCCGUAUAUAACCAUGACAUUAUUAGACUCUAAGGGUACAAUUUUAGCAGCAGGGGGUACGUUCAAGACCAAAGUUGUCAAGAAAACACUCACACCAGAAUGGAACGAAACGUUCGUUAUUGGUGAUACACUUGAUCUUCGAGUAGCUACAACGUUGCGGCUUUUACUGAGUGACUCUGAUGGUGCUUUCUAUAGUGACGAUAUCUUGGGGGUCGUGGAUAUUCCAGUCUCAUUAUUACUAGGACUACGUGAUCCAUUGGAUAAUUGGUUUCAACUGACGAAACAUGACAAGAUGAAAAAAGAUGCCAAAGGGGAACUUCGACUCGUCUUGGAACGUGUCGUGUCGGACGAUACGGUCAUUGGUCGAGGCACGGGUGUCAAUAUUGACACGGAACUAGAGAGCAAACCACUAGUGCCCGUGACGAGCACAGAACCACCAAAUUUACUGUACGUGACGUUGAAAUCCGGCAAAGAUUUGCUUGGAAUGGACAAUAAGGCCACAACGAGUGACCCGAUUGUGUUUUUCACGUUGGAUGGACAGAAACAUGAAUCGACUAAGAAGGAGAAAACAUUGCGGCCACAAUGGAAUGAAAAAUUUGCUUUCUUUGCCCCUGAUAUGAAGAAGAACUUGGCAGUGUUGGUGGAGGAUUAUGAUAUUACGAUUAAUGAUUUUAUGGGGAAAGCAGAAGUGUCAUUACGAGAUCUAACUCCAAAUGUCGAGAAGAAUGUGACGGUGGAGCUUGGUGGUAAGCGAGGCAAGAAAGACAAGUUGCAACGUGGCGUCAUUUUGCUUACGUUACUGUGGACAUACGCUCCUGAUGCGCGCGACAUUGCAGCGAAGAAGAAAAAGUCGACGUUUUUGCCGACGUUUGGCGUUCCGGAUAAAGACUACGAUUCGACUGACGACGAUGGCGUCGAGAUUGACGACAAGGCAGCCAACAAAAAGUCAGAAGAUGAGCUGAGGAAGGAGAGAGACGAGAAAGCGGAAAAGCAGGCGGCGUUAAUGAAUGAGCUUAGCAGUAUUGAAAUCAAGUCCGGUGACUACAAUGUGCAGGUGCACAUCAUUGAAGCACGCGACUUGGUGCCAAAGGAUUCUACCGGUACGUCGGACCCUGUCGUGUAUGUUGAAGUUUUUGGGGAGAAACAGCAAACUGCUGUAAAGAAACAGGUGCUGAGCUGUUUUUGGGACGACUUGCUGAUUUUUCCGUUCCGCAACUUGGACAAGUCUGAAGUUGAGAUGGGAUACGUCCGUUUGAGUGUCAUGGAUGCCAACACACUCCAACGUGCAGAGUUUAUCGGUGGGGCACAGUUUGAUGUGUCGUACAUUUACUCCCAGACGAACCAUCAACUCGCAAAUGUCUGGAUGGGUCUGACGGACAUUUCGGAUACGACAAACCAAGGCAUUCAAGGAUACUUGCGAGCGUCGAUUUCAAUCAUUGGACCCGAAGACAAACUCGUUCCGCCUCCGUCUCCUUUUGGCGAAGGUGCGACAUCAGACAUGAACAACGUCAUUAUGCCGCCAAGCGUUACUCAGCAGGUUCACUUCUUGGGAGCAACGAUCCAUGUCGCGGAGCACUUGCCACCCAUGGAUGUUGCUGUUGUUGGCAGAGGCGGUCUAGAUGCGUACAUUAAGGCAUCCAUUGCUGGUGGAGACGCAAUUCGAACUCGUGUGCGCACCAAGAAAGGUCGGCGUGACGAGCUUUGCCCGAGCUUUAACGAGGAGCUGAUGCUUGUUAUCCGCGAACCAUCUAUGGCCGAUUCUAUUCAGCUUGGUGUCUUUGAUUGGGAUCAAGUAGGAUCUGAUGAGCUUGUGGGAUAUGUUUACCAGAGCGUAAAACUCGUGAAGGCGAUGGGUGGUAGAAUCUCACCCUUUUGGGCCAACAUUUACGGAGCACCUCUGCGUUUGAAGUCGGUUGGUAUUCGCGAUUCCAUGAAGAAACAGAUGAAUACGUAUCCCGAUAUCGCCAGCACGUAUCGCGGCCGUCUUUUGAUUAGUUUGCGUAUUUUGUCAAACGAUGACAACGAGUUUGACGAGACCAAUCAGAAGCGUAACACGAAGCGUAUUCCGCGAGACUUAUACCCUCGAGAGCGUAUUUAUCGUUUGCGAGCCCACUUUGUGUGGGGCAGUGAGAUUCCAUCGUUCAUGAGUUCCAAACGUCCUGGCCAAAAAUCUAACAUGCAGCUGGUGAUGUCGUGUGGCCUGAACGAAAUCGCGUCUUCGCGAAAUCGGAGCGUGAAUGGCGCAGUGGAGUGGAACAACAUGGAAGAGAGCGAGAAGAUGUUGCUCCCUGAAGAUUUGUCCCAAGUACCGGACAUUUUCUUGUACCUGUGCAAAGGAGAGGGUGAUAAUCGAAAGGCUGUGUGCUUCCGGCGCUUUACUGCGAAGGAGCUUUUGGAGGACCGAGGAGGGUUUAACAGCCAAGUGGAAUGGAUAUCAAUGAAGGAAGACCAAGCAAUUAAUGCUCUGGAAAAUGAAACGUUCCCAGGUAAUGUGCUAGUUCGCAUGGGCUUUGGAACGGAGGAAAUGGCGAUGAAGACGUCGUGGGAUCGCUCGGACCUGGAUGUAGUGAACAAACGGAUCCCUUUUCAGCUUCGAGUUCACAUUUACCAAGGCCGCCGUCUUCCGCCAGCCGAUUCGAAUGGAUUAUUAGAUCCGUUCCUUGUUAUCCGGUGUACGGGUGAAAAAGAGAAAAUGACUUCUAAGAAGAGAAAGACCAGAGACCCGCUAUGGUACGAAACCAUUUAUUUUGAUGUGAAUCUGCCGGAACUAAAGUAUGCGCCUCAAGUGAUGCUGCGCGUCAUGGAUUAUGACGAUUUUGACACCAACGAUUUCGUUGGUCUGGCUGCGCUCAACCUUUCCGAGGCACAUAUUCGAACUUCGCAGCAGCUGUCGAGCGAUCAUCUGGCAACACUACCGGACCCUAAGUGGCGCCCUAUCAUGUUCCAAGAGCCUGGCGAUUGUGAAGGCGAGAUCCUUGCAUCCUUAGAGCUUAUUCGCAAACAGUUUCCUGAUGAAAAGGUGCCUCGCGCACUUCCAAUCUUGCCGAGAAACCGUAAGGCAUUUUUGGAAAUUACAGUGCUUGGUCUUCGUAACAUGGAGCCGUAUCAAUUUUUGCCCAUCCAGCUGCCGUUUAUCGAGUUCGUGCUUGGUGGCAAGGAACAUGCAGCCCAGGAAAUGAUCACGGAAAAGUCCAAGCGACCGUCUGGAAGUAACCCAAACUUCCUGCAACGCAUCGUGAAGGAGGUCGAACUACCUGAGAAUGCACAUUUUGCGCCUCGACUGAAUAUCAUCGUGAAGGACACGCGUCUCGGAGGUUUUCAGACGCCUAUAAUCGGUUCUGCUUCUAUUGAAAUGAGCACGAAGAUUCCAUGGUCAAAGCACUACCGCCCGCCUCAGAACGACACGCUUGCCGAGAUUGAGCUGGAAUCUGCAGAUGAAUGGGAAGAUGAUGCACCUCUGCUUGGAAAGGUGGCUAAGGGUAAUGACUCUACCAUGGAACCGGUUGAUAACGGAGCUGGCGUCUUUGGUGCAUUAAAGAGCAUGGGUGUUGUGCUCGAUCCCAAUGGAAACUUUGACGAGGCUUCAUCCCGCCGGUCGACUCUAGGGGGUUUAGAAGACGAUCCAGACUCCAAGAAAUAUCUCAAGCACCGUGAAUUGCUGGAUGGCGAACUUGAGCUGGAGUUAAAAACGACACCUUUCGAGAAAUAUGGUUUGCACAUUGGCCAGAAAAAGAAGAAGUCUCUCUUAUCAGCCAUCAAUCCAUUCGCGAAGAAUACACGGGGAGUUGGAAACGAUGUUGGCAUUUACAAGAUGGCAGGGUACUUUAAAGGUUUGAUCCGUGUCAUCGAACGUGAGGACGAGGAACCGUUGUUUGACUUCAAGACGCUGCUCCAGACGCUGCCAUACGAAGUUCGUGUUUAUGCUUUGGAUGGAGUUGGCUUUGCGCCGAUGGAUCUUGGUUUAAAUGGCCGUCCAGGCAAAUCUGACCCUUAUCUGCGCUUAACUCUUGGCAACCAAAAGCUCAGUGAUCGUAAAAAUUAUAUCGAAGAUACAACUGAUCCCGAUUUCUACAAGAUGUUCGUAAUUAAUGCGAAACUUCCAGGUGCGAGCAUCUUGACGAUCGAAGCCAUGGACCAUGACCUGAUUGGAGGUGACGAUUUGAUCGGCAAGACCACCAUUGACCUCGAAGAUCGUCUGUUUGAUAGGAGAUGGCAAGCGAUGGGGAAAAUGUACGAAACCUCCAGUCGAUUGCGCUUGAAGCCGCUUGAGACCCGAACUAUUAACAUUCCAACGUCUCGAGCUCCGAUGGGCACGAUCAAGCUGUGGAUUGAUAUUUUGAGUCCUGCUCAAGCUCACGACUACCCUCCUAUCGAUAUUUCGCUGCCUCCACCAGUCGACAUGGAGCUUCGUGUGGUAGUGUGGAAAGCACGUAAUGUGCCUUCGUUUGACACUAUGGAAGACAUGAACGACUUGUUCUUCCGCUGCUGGAUGGAAGGCUCGGACUAUCAAGAAACGGAUAUUCAUUGGCGUGCUAAGAAGGGCAAGGGAUCGUUUAAUUGGCGCAUGAAGUUCCCUAUCACUCUUGGUCACAAGCAAACCAACACGAAGAUACCAUACUUCCACGUCCAAGGCUGGGACAAGGACGUGCUGUCUGCUAACGAUGCGAUUGGCGAGCACACGCUGGAUCUUGGGCCUUCAUUCCGCCAAGCUUACAAACUCAAGUCGAAUGUCCAGGUCUAUGAAGAUGAUGAAGAGACUAAGAAGAAAAAAAGGAAGGCUAUUUCUGACGAUGACGCUGCAGUUAAGAAGAUUAGAGAGGCCACUGGUCUUUGGGAUGACGAUGACCCGCCGGAUUCGAAGUGGCUGAAGUUGGAAAGUCUUGAUCAUAAGACAAACACGCGCAACUUCAUGGGUGAGGUGUGUAUCUCGCUCGAGUUAGUUCCGGCGGAGAAUGCAAAGAAGAACCCUGUAGGUCAGGGCCGGUCAUCACCGAACAACUCUCCGUAUUUACCUCCUCCAGCCGGACGUCUUUCCUUCUCGCUCAACCCGUUUAAGGUGCUCAACGACCUGCUGGGGCCUUCGAUCUGCAAUCGGCUCAUGUGCUGCUUCUGCUGCAUCCUUUUCAUGGUGGUUGUAUACUUCUUGGCGCCGUUCAUUAAUGUGGCAAUUAUCGCGCUGAAACCAUAA